Molecule: messenger RNA, 702 nt
Organism: Cinclus cinclus
Lineage: Eukaryota; Metazoa; Chordata; Aves; Passeriformes; Cinclidae
Gene: KCNIP4
Product: potassium voltage-gated channel interacting protein 4
Exons: 8
Coding region: 1-702 (233 amino acids)
Biological process (GO): regulation of potassium ion transmembrane transport
Cellular component (GO): voltage-gated potassium channel complex
Molecular function (GO): potassium channel regulator activity; calcium ion binding
Source: RefSeq, a predicted model, not a curated record
AUGUUGACUCUCGAGUGGGAGUCGGAGGGACUACAAACAGUGGGUAUUGUUGUGAUUAUAUUUGCAUCUCUGAAGCUGCUUCAUUUGCUGGGACUGAUUGAUUUUUCAGAAGACACUGUAGAAGAUGAAAUGGAAAUGGCCACAGUACGACAUAGACCUGAAGCUCUUGAACUGCUGGAAGCACAGAGUAAAUUCACAAAGAAGGAACUUCAGAUUUUAUACAGAGGUUUCAAGAAUGAAUGCCCCAGUGGUGUUGUCAAUGAAGAAACCUUCAAAGAGAUUUACUCUCAGUUCUUUCCACAGGGAGAUUCCACAACAUAUGCACAUUUUCUGUUUAAUGCAUUUGACACUGAUCACAAUGGAUCUGUGAGUUUUGAGGAUUUUGUUAUGGGUCUCUCAAUUUUACUCCGAGGGACAGUACAGGAGAAACUGAACUGGGCUUUCAAUUUGUAUGAUAUAAAUAAGGAUGGAUACAUAACUAAAGAGGAAAUGCUUGAUAUCAUGAAAGCAAUAUAUGAUAUGAUGGGAAAAUGCACCUAUCCUGUUCUCAAAGAAGAUGCACCUAGACAACAUGUGGAAACAUUUUUCCAGAAAAUGGACAAGAACAAAGAUGGAGUAGUUACCAUAGACGAAUUCAUUGAGAGCUGCCAGAAAGAUGAGAAUAUAAUGCGAUCCAUGCAGCUCUUUGAAAAUGUGAUUUAA